ACUACACGUGCUGAGGCGUAGGGUUUUGCGUUGUUUUGUGAUAACAAAUGUGUGUGCGGUGAUUUAAAAUUGGGCAGUGGAGCUCUUUUUUACAACUUGGCUAAGGAUAUCAUGUUGAUGACCUACAUUUAACUACCACCCCACGCACACACACUCACACACACGUACAUACACAGCUGAUACCCUACUUGCGAAACUAGCACAAGCCCUUAAACGUGAAGGUCACCGAAACCGAACGCGCGGUGCAACAUCACAUGUUGCAUGUGCGGAACUACCUAAACAUAAUAAUAAUAAUAAUAUUAAUAAUAUGUUUAUGUAUACUGAAGUGUACGGAAAAGAUCCCGAAAUGCGUCACAAUAGUCAGACAACAAAAAGCUUAACAAAUAAUAACAACAAUAGUAACAGCCACAAUGAUCAACACAUUCCAUUCUGCAAUGUUGAUAAUGCAUUAAAUUAUUAUAAGAAGAAUGUCAACCUUAUUGGAGCGACGUGGAAGCUCAAAAGUCCGAGUCGUUCAUCCAAUCCAAGUCCAUCGAAAAAUAAUGUGACAGCUAGACAAAUAUGUAGAUCGAACUAUACAGUACCUACAUCAGAGUCACUGCACUACUCUGAUGCAUAUGUCAAAUCGUAUGCGCCGCGUAAGGUGUCGGGUGCAACAUCGGGGGCUAACAACAACCAUCAUGUGUAUCAACAGUUGCGACAACAACAACAACAAUCGGAAUAUUACAAUGGUCCACACCACAAGGUGCGUCAAUAUGCACACAGUAACAGUGCACCUGCCACACAGGAGAUGACCAAGUAUUCCCCGGUCUCCUUAGAAAAAGAUCAGCUAAAGCGACAGAUCAGAGCUCAAAGUACAUCCGAAUUUUUGGAUGGAGGAUCGAUGUAUUCGCAUAAUCGCAGACCUCUUGCUGUGGAGACCUCAUGGAGUUCUGUAAUCCCGGAACGCCCCUCCCGUUUCCAUUCAACAGAUCAGCAUUACGAGCAUUAUUUUUCGUAUUUUUACAAUCGUGGAAAAGAGCAAUUGCCGAAGCACACCUCCAUCGCGGUGUGCAAUUACAAACCUCAAAUGAGCUUAUUUCAAGAAACGCCGAGUAAACGCUCGUCUAACACCAACCGGAGAACUAUACCCAAUGAUAAUAACCAAAAUGUAGAAUAUGAUAGUUAUAUAUUGAAAGAGAAUAAUGAGAUGCCCUUUGGUUAUAAUGAUAGCGAUUGGAAUGACUCACCGGAUGAUGAAUGCCCAGAGAAAUUAAUAUCAAAGGGGGCGAAAGAUGACUAUAUUAUAAUUAACGAUGUCUACGAUACAAAUGAAGUUAAUGAUGAACAAUUCGAUCCAAGUAUACAAUCCCAUCGUCGCUUCGUCCAACAUAGCGAAAUUAAUGAACUGAAUACAACUGGAGAGUCCGUGACAGUUAAUAAUAAUGUUCAUAUACAGAAGAAGACGCAAAAAGCCACCGAUACUCAUAAUGCGCCUCGGUUACCAUUGACACCCAAAAGAAUUCGAGGUGGACAAACAACGACUGUAAAGAAAAUACUGCCCACUGUGCAUAGAGUUUUGUUGUACAAUAGUCAAAGUCCUCGAUUGGCACGUAAGCAUCAGUCGAGUAAUUCACGCAGCCAAAUCGUAAAAUCCCAACAUCCCAAAGGUAAUGGUCAAAAUCAUGCUCAAAGUGCUGGCGAUCAGGCGAUACAUAAAUAUAUUCUAGAGGAUCCCGAUGUUAAAGACAACGAUUGCCGUGAGGUUGACUUUGAUAACGAUGACGAUUUAGACAACAUAUCAAAUUUUGAUGAGAGCGAUACGGUUAGCGUCAGUUCCGAUACUGAGGAUGGUUAUCGGGCACACGCUUACAAAAUGGCCCAUCUAGGAGAUCGUUUAUCGUCAUCACCGAAAAACUCAACCAUAUUACUUUUAUCUCAGACGUCCGAUGAGGAUUUACGUAAUCCAGAUUCAGUACUGGUGCCAAGUCUGUUUCCUUAUGUACCGCCCUAUCUCUUCUCAUCGAACACCCAAAAAGGGCCCGAAGUGCCGCCAGAACUGCAUAGAGUGCUCAAAUGGCGUGUGACCAGCAUUAUGCCAAAGGUAGUACGUCUUAUCUUGGCCAACAGCGGAAUGCGUAUGCUCAAAAAAACCAAUGAUUGGAUGGGCGUUUGGGGCAAGCAUUUAAAGUCGCCUUGUUUUAAAACAAUUCGUUCGUAUCAAAAAAUAAAUCAUUUGCCGGGAUCUUUUCGCAUUGGCCGCAAGGAUUCCUGCUGGAAGAAUCUGCAACGACAAAUGAAGAAGCACAGCAACAGGGAGUUUGGAUUUAUGCCGCGCACCUAUGUCAUACCAAAUGAUCUGUGUGCAUUAAGAAAACGUUGGCCAAAAUAUGCUCAACGUAAUACCAAGUGGAUUAUAAAGCCGCCAGCAAGUGCACGUGGUGCUGGAAUACGUGUGGUAAAUCGUUGGGGUCAAAUACCCAAAAGAAGACCCUUGAUUGUACAGAAAUAUAUCGAAAGGCCGCUGCUGAUUAACGGAAGCAAAUUCGAUCUGCGUUUGUAUGUACUUGUAACAUCUGUCAAUCCGCUGAGAGUGUUCAUGUACCACAAUGGUUUAGCAAGAUUCGCUUCAGUUAAAUACAGCGCCAAGAUAGAUACUUUAAAUGAUCGCUGCAUGCAUUUAACAAACUAUAGCAUCAAUAAGUUUUCAUCCAACUACUCGAAGAAUGAGGACGUUAACGCCUGCCAUGGCCACAAGUGGACCAUCAAGUCUCUAUGGACAUAUUUGGCAAAUCGCGGUGUUCGCACCGAUGGUCUCUGGGAGGCCCUAAGAAGUCUAGUUUUACGCACAAUUUUGGCUGGUGAAAAUGGUAUAAAUAGCAUGAUACGAGCGAACGUUGAAUCAAAAUAUAGUUGCUUUGAGCUAUUUGGAUUUGAUGUGAUAUUGGACUCGGAUCUGGUACCUUGGCUAUUGGAGGUCAAUAUAUCGCCUAGCUUGCACUCGGAACUGCCGCUUGAUGCACACGUUAAAGCACCAUUGGUUCAAGGCGUGCUCAACACAGCCCUGUAUAAUAUACCACCAAAACUCACUCAGGAAAAACAAAAGGAGCUUGCUGCCGAAUUUUCAUUUCCACCUGGCACACAAAUGUGCUACGAUAAGCGUCUCUAUAUCAACUAUUUGUCACGGGAAGAAAAAAACAAGCAUAAUAAUUUUACACGCAAAACCAUGGAAAAUCGUGAAGAGUACAUCAAUGCAAUACUACAAAAGCUAACACCUGAUGAUGUGCGCUGCCUUAUUGUAGCCGAGGACGAGCUGGCACGCUGUGCACCACUUGAGCGCAUCUUUCCCACGGAUCAGACGCACAAAUAUCUAAAAUAUAAUGACACUCCUCGUUAUUAUAAUCGUCUGUUAGACGCAUGGGAGUCACGUUAUGCCAAUAAUCGUACGGAAGGCAUUGCCCUGCUCCGCGAUUAUUGUCAAUCCAAAUAUCAUUUGCAAGUUCCAGUGCCACCUGCCAAAAAGGACUUGAACGUUAGCCCUGAUGAGAACCCAAUCAAGAAGCCAGAAGGUGAACAGAGUGAAGAUUCAAAUAUAACUACAUAAGAGAACGUUCCACUCAUAUUCAAGUAACCACAGUAAAUACGAAAGAAUUUUAUUAAAACAAUUUAUUGGCAUAAGGAAAAUUGUUGUUGAAUCACGGAUUGUUCAUCUUGUUGUACAAAAGACUGAACAUAACGGAUCAUAUAUUUAUUGUUGACACGCAGAAGUAACUUGUCAUGCCUGAUGCCGGUUAUUCAAUCAAAUUUUCAUUAGGUCUAUUUUUAAGGCUCAAAGCGUGUUCAAUGUGUUCGAAAACUAAGUAAAAUUUUAUGUAAUAUUAAAUAGAAUCCAAAUUAGAAUGUGCGCAAAAUAAAAAUUUGUUAUAGGUAUCUGUUAAAUAAU
Messenger RNA from Drosophila innubila, 3922 nucleotides. It is a transcript of the gene TTLL4A, whose product is annotated as tubulin polyglutamylase TTLL4. Lineage: Eukaryota; Metazoa; Arthropoda; Insecta; Diptera; Drosophilidae. Gene Ontology annotation, molecular function: tubulin binding; tubulin-glutamic acid ligase activity. Gene Ontology annotation, biological process: microtubule cytoskeleton organization; protein polyglutamylation. Gene Ontology annotation, cellular component: cilium. The record is from RefSeq and is a predicted model, not a curated record.